AUGCCGACUCUCUCACUCAUCAACUUCAAUAUUGUCUGCGCGACACUAGGAGGCUUCAUCUCCCUCUUUGGGCUAGUCUCCUACUUAUGCAAGGAGCGCUUCUACCUCUCCGAAGCUCGUAUGUUUUUUUCCCCUGUGCUUAUUUUUAUGCCGUCCGUCCUAACUGAGGUAAAAGUGAUCUCCCUGCUUGCAGGCGUAGCCUUCUCCCCACAUGCAGCCAAUCUUAUCCGACCAGAAGACUACGCUCUUCACUCAGAGAAGAACCUCGAGGCCAUCACCCUGCACUUCGCCCGUCUAGUCCUGGGCGUACAGCUAGUCCUUGCGGGUGUGCAACUUCCCAAGCGUUAUCUCCAGAUAGAAUGGAAGAGCCUGUCCUUACUUCUGGGGCCGGGUAUGGCAGCUAUGUGGAUUAGCAGCAGCCUGAUCAUUUACGCCAUGGUUCCGAAUCUCCAAUUUCUGCAUGCCCUGAUAGUGGGUGCAUGCGUGACACCCACAGAUCCCGUGCUGUCCAAUUCGAUUGUCAAGGGCAAGUUCGCCGAUAAGCAUGUCCCGCGUCCGCUGCAGAGGAUCAUCAUCGCCGAGUCCGGGGCUAAUGAUGGACUGGGAUAUCCGUUCCUGUUCUUUGGGAUUUACUUGCUGAAGUAUAUCGGAAUGGGAGGGGAAGGAUAUAGCGGGGGUGCUGGGAAGGCGAUUGGGCUGUGGGUUUAUGAGACUUGGGUCUAUACUAUUCUUCUCAGUGUCGCUUAUGGCGUUGUUGUGGGAUGGCUUUCGAGGAAGCUUCUCCACUGGGCGGAGGAGAAACGAUAUGUUGAUCGGGAAAGCUUCCUGGUCUUCGCUCUCGCUCUCGCAGAAGACAGUGACUGGUUUCGCCUGGAGACAAUGGACGACUCGUUGCAACCGACCAUCGACAUGCUGCUCAACCUAGCGGUCUUCAUGUGGUUCGGCGCAGUGUGCCCGUGGGCUUCCUUCUUGAAAAAUGACAUCAUCCCAAUUUACCGGCUCAUCUUCCUCGGGAUUCUGAUCCUCCUUGUGCGCCGACUCCCCAUCAUUUUCGCCAUGCACAAAUACAUCCAUCAGAUCGAGCAUUUACGGCAAGCCGCAUUUGUGGGAUUCUUUGGUCCUAUCGGCGUUGGAGCCAUCUUCUAUCUGUCUAUCUGCCGAGAGUUCCUGAUGGAGAUCACGGUUGACGGACACAUCCGAGAAGACGCAGAGAAGCUCUCCGAGACUGUGAAGGUAGUCGUCUGGUUUCUGGUCAUUUGCAGCAUUGUUGUUCAUGGCCUCUCAGUCCCGCUUGGAAAAGCCGGAUACCAUCUCCCAAGGACAAUAUCCAGUGCGAUCAGCACCAGCAUAGAUGAGCCGGAGGCAGUACCCAUCGAUAACUUCCAACACACGCACAGCACGGCGACUCCGCGGCCUGACGGUGCAGAGCCGAGCCGUCGGAGUCGUAAGUACGAUAGCGAGCGGGAAGAGCCUCCACGGCCGCCUAUUUUCCGGGUCGGUCGCUCGGUUAUUCGCACUCAUUCGCCAUCGAGCCAGCUUCAGGUUGGUGUCGGUCAGGAGGAUGAACCGGAAAGGCCUGUUCAUUUGGUUAUUCGGGAACCUGAGGGCGGCGUGCACAAUGGGCAGCCAGCGAGAUCACCGCCUGACCCUUGA
This is a messenger RNA of Penicillium lagena, 1653 nucleotides long. RefSeq names its product putative Na/H antiporter. The coding region runs from base 1 to 1653 and encodes 550 amino acids. The transcript is spliced from 2 exons. Gene Ontology annotation, cellular component: plasma membrane. Gene Ontology annotation, biological process: proton export across plasma membrane; regulation of membrane potential; sodium ion export across plasma membrane. Gene Ontology annotation, molecular function: sodium:proton antiporter activity. The record is from RefSeq and is a predicted model, not a curated record. NCBI's taxonomy places the organism in Eukaryota, Fungi, Ascomycota, Eurotiomycetes, Eurotiales, Aspergillaceae.